Molecule: messenger RNA, 5127 nt
Organism: Mytilus trossulus (common blue mussel)
Lineage: Eukaryota; Metazoa; Mollusca; Bivalvia; Mytilida; Mytilidae
Exons: 12
Coding region: 344-3787 (1147 amino acids)
Molecular function (GO): protein binding
Source: RefSeq, a predicted model, not a curated record
CUACCCGAGAUAUCGCAUUACUUUAAACAGAUCGAUAAUAACUGGGUUUUGUGUAUUUUAUGUUCAGGCUUUUACACAACUGUGCACACAAGUUUGAGUAAAUAUAAACUUGUCGGCUGAAGUGUCAAUUUCUCGGAAGUCCUUCGACAGACUACAUGUGUAUAAUGAUUGUAAAGGUGGGAUACAUAAACACUUUUUUUGAAUGAUCCUUUGUACAAGAUAAACUGUAUGCAAUGACAAUAACAAUAUAGCUGAGAAAGGUGUAUACAUGCACAAAUGGAGAAAUAGAAGACAAUACAUAAGAUGUUGUGACAUAUAUUAAUGCUGUGUUACUACUAACAACAUGGAAGAGGAACCGUCAACUUCAGGUGUUAAAAAGCGAUCAUUUCCAAAGGAACUCCUAGAUAAAAUGGACGAUACAGAUGCAAAAUUACCGCGAGUAGCAGCGACACCAGCAGUUUUGAAUGAUAAUCAGAAAAGAUACCUAGUUGUUGGACUAUGUCUUCAAAACGUAAUAUCACCAGCACUGAGGAAAUAUGUUGUUCCAAUUUUAACUUCACUUUAUGAAGAGUUAACUCUCAAAGAGAAGAUUGAUACGCAAACAUUUUCAACAAGAUACCAACCAACGUACAUCUUCUUGAAUUACGAAAAUAUCAACAACAACAAAGCAACGCAUGGUUAUCAAAAAGCAAAGUACGACUACACAAUCAAGAGUGUUGUUGAUUUGUCCAAGCUAUUUCUACCGAUACACAUGGCACAUUAUACAGACUUCGACGAAACUUGUGACUUAUCUGCCCUGUUAGGACUAAUCAUCAACAUUGUUGGCAAGUUCCCUACAGCAGUAAUUGCAUAUGCUAAAAACGUACGAGGAGUAAGGAAUGAAUGGGCUCAUAGCGAUUUCACUAAAUGGGACGCUGUAAAGUAUUCCGAUUCAUUCAAGCUGAUGACGGACAUUGUGAAGAACCUCUGUCUGAGUUCAAACGAGGAAAGUCAAACAUUACUGGAAUUAGAAAAAUGGGAAAUAAAUGGUACAAGUUCUUUGAAUGAUACAAACGAGAUUUGCCAACUACUACAUGUUUUAGUUAAAAGUGUAAAACAUAUAGCAAACGAAUCAGAUAAUACUUCUGCGGAGAUCAACAGGUUGUUGACUAUAGUGGAAAAUCAAGACACACUAUUAGAUGAAGUUAUUCCUAUACAUAUACUUGAGCAGUUCGAAAAACGCUUUGAACAGUGGAAAAAGGAUGAUCAACAGUUUGUUAGUACUGAAGCAGAGAAACAUGUCAUGCAAAAAGUUUUGACACAAAGUUCAGUAACCCUGGUUGGAAAUUCUGGCACUGGAAAAAGUUUUCUUUCUAAACACAUUGCCCUCAUAAUGAAGAAACAUGGCUAUACUGUUAUUCCAUGUAGUAAACCUAAAGAUAUUGGAAAAUGGUUUAAACAUGGGAGGAAAACUUUGUUUGUAUUUGAUGACGUCUGUGGCCGAUAUACUCUUAAUCAACAAAUUUACACUGACUGGAAACAAAGACUUGAUCACAUAAUAUCUCUCCUGGAAGACACAUGUUGUAAAAUCAUAUCCACAUGUAGAUUGGAGGUUUACAAAGAUGAAGUAUUUAGCAAUCUCUCUAUUUUCAAAAUGUGUAACAUCGAUUUAAGUUCACAAGAAUUCAAACUUAGUGCUGCUGAAAAAUUUGCUUUAGCUGAAGUUUACUUGAAGGAAAAUACUGAUAAAGUAAAGGAAUUGUCAGAAAAAUAUGACUUUUUCCCACUGUUAUGUAGCUUAUAUUAUAAACAGAACCUCCAGAAGAAUGUUAGCGUUACCUCUUUUUUUAGCAAUCCUUUUGAAGUUUUCAAAGAUCAACUUGUACAAAUGUAUGGAGAAAGUGAUGCUGGUAAGAUGCAGUAUUGUAGCUUAGUCCUUUGUGUAAUGUUUAACAACACAUUAACAGAAGAAAACUUGUCACCAAAAGAUAAGAAGAUAGGAGCAAUGAUAGAAGAUUUACUAGAAGAAUGUGAACUGAAUAAAGGAACAUCCAUCAAACGUUUAAAGAAAGCACUGGAAACACUUGAAGGUACUUAUGUGGUCAAGGAGGGUACUACAUACAAAAUAAUCCAUGAUAAGUUGUUUGAUUUCCUUGCCAAGUACUUCGGGGAGAAGAUGUUACAGAUUUUCAUUGAUCAUGCACAUACUGAUUUCAUUGAGGAGAGAUUUCUUUGGAAGAUAACAGAUAACAUGGGCACAGAAAUAGAGUUUGUAAUAAGAAUACCUGAUACCCAUAUAGAUAAAUAUAUAGACCGAUUGGUGAAAGACUGGGAGAACUGUUAUGUAAACAAUGUAUGUCAUAACAGAAACAUGAAUUCUACAACAUUUACUGAAAUCUUGGUAACUCAUUUAAACGAACUUGAUCUAUCAAAACAGGAAGAACUUGUUUGUACUAAAGAUAUUGACGAUAAAGAUAUAGCACUUAGUGAAUGUUGUUAUAUGGGUACUAUUGACCUUGUCAAAUGGUUGAUAAGUAGGAACAGUGACAUUAAUUAUUGUGGAGAGGAUGGUUGGUUUCCUUUAUACUGGGCAAGUCAGGAAGGACAUGUUGAUGUUGUUAAAGAACUGUUACAACAUUCAGCUGAAAUCAAUAAAUGUAGCAAUAAUGGUACAUCACCUCUGUAUAUGGCAACUGAUGUCAAUAAGUGUACCAAUGAGGAUGCAUCACCUCUGUAUAUAGCAAGUCAGAAUGGACAUGUUGAUGCUGUUAAAGAACUGUUACAACAUUCAGCUGAUGUCAAUAAGUGUAACAAUAAUGAUGUAUCACCUCUGUAUAUAACAACUGAUGUCAAUAAGUGUGACAAUAAUGGUGUAUCACCUCUGUAUAUAGCAAGUCAGACUGGACAUGUGGAUGUUGUUAAAGAUCUGUUACAACAUUCAGCUGAUGUCAAUAAAUGUAGAAAUGAUGGCACCCCACCAUUACAGAUUGCUUGUUAUAACAACAUGAUAGAGGUUGUACGUGUACUUCUUCAGUGUGAUGAUGUUGAUAUUGAUCUCUGUGAUGAUAAUGGAUGUUCCUCACUUUAUAUAGCAACUGAUGUCAAUAAGUGUGACAAUAAUGGUGUAUCACCUCUGUAUAUAGCAAGUCAGACUGGACAUGUGGAUGUUGUUAAAGAUCUGUUACAACAUUCAGCUGAUGUCAAUAAAUGUAGAAAUGAUGGCACCCCACCAUUACAGAUUGCUUGUUAUAACAACAUGAUAGAGGUUGUACGUGUACUUCUUCAGUGUGAUGAUGUUGAUAUUGAUCUCUGUGAUGAUAAUGGAUGUUCCUCACUUUAUAUAGCAAGUCAGAAAGGACAUGUUGAUGUUGUUAAAGAACUGUUACAACAUUCAGCUGAUGUCAAUAAGUGUAAACAUAAUGGUGUAUCACCUCUGUAUAUAGCAAGUCGGCAUGGACAUGUUAAUAUUGUUAAAGAACUGUUACAACAUUCAGCUGAUGUCAAUAAAUGUAUGAAUGAUGGCAUCCCACCAUUACAGAUUGCUUGUUACAACAACAGGAUAGAGGUUGUACGUGUACUUCUUCAGUGUGAUGAUGUUGAUAUUGAUCUCUGUGAUGAUAAUGGAUGUUCCUCACUUUAUAUAGCAAGUCAGAAAGGACAUGUUGAUGUUGUUAAAGAUCUGUUACAGCAUUCAGCUGAUGUUAAUAAAUGUGACUUUAAAGGUAAAAAUCCUCUUAAUGUAGCACAGGAGCAAGGACAUAUAGAAAUAGAAUCAUUGUUAAAAGGAAAAGGAAUAAAUCAACAUUGAUGUCAACCUGAUCAAUGCUAGUGGAGGAUAUUUUCUUAUUGUUUGUAUUUGGACAAAUUCAUACAUUAUCAUUCAUUUAUUCGAAACCUCACAUAGCUGACAUUAGUUUAUAGUUUGAAGUAUCGGCACGAGUCAAUACUUCUAUUAACAUUUAGCUGUGUUUUUGUAAAUCUUUAUUGUUAGGUUGAUGUCUAUAUUAACAAAUCUCUUUUUAAGCAUACAUGUAUAUGCAUAUCUUGUUUUUCUGAACAAUUGGUAAGAUUUUACUGAAAAUACUGUUAAAUCAGAUAAGCACAGGAGCAAGGACAUAUAGAAAUAGAAUCAUUGUUAAAAGGAAAAGGAAUAAAUCAACAUUGAUGUCAAACUGAUCAAUGCUAGUGGAGGAUAUUUUCUUAUUGUUUGUAUUUGGACAAAUUCAUACAUUAUAAUUCAUUUAUUCAAAACCUCAUAUAGCUGACAUUAGUUUAUAGUUUGAAGUAUCGGCACUAGUCAAUACUUCUAUUAACAUUUAGCUGUGUUUUUGUAAAUCUUUAUUGUUAGGUUGAUGUCUGUAUUAACAAAUCUCUUUUUAAGCAUAUAUGCAUAUCUUGUUUUUCUGAACAAUUGGUAAACUUUUACUGAAAAUACUGUUAAAUUAGAUAAGGUAACUAACUAUUGGCUUGUUUUUCAAUUAACAUGAUUAAAAAAAUACAGCAAAUUAUUGGGAAGUGAAAGCAUUUCAAGAUAGACCAGCAGUAUGCAAGAUAGUUGUAUACCCUCUAUAAACAGUGAUGGAUGGAUAUGCCAAAAACAAUUAUAUAGAUACAUCACAAAGGUUAUAUUGGAAAAAAAUGAAGACGAAAAAAUAUUGUAUUUAUAUAUAUGUGAAUGUCCUCAUUAUAAUCUGUUGAAAAAAUAGUUCUAUCAUUGUCUAUAAUACCAUUUGUAAAAUUGUCAAAAUGUUAAACUCAAAUGCCAAUUUCAACUUGUCUUUUUAUUCAAGAAAACCUAAAGGUAUUAAAAAUUAUUGGAAUGUACAUGAUAAAAUUGAGAAAAGAAAUGGGGAAUGUGUCAAAGCGACAACAACCCGACCGAUGAUGUAUAUAUUAAUGUCUUGAAAACUCUCUAUUUAGUACAGAUAUGUUUAUAUGUAACCCAUUAAGAAUAUUUGCGUGUUAAUAUUAUAUAUUCAUGAUAUUAUCUGUUUUAUUACUGCAUGUUUGCACACAUGCUUAUGGCUCUGGAUUGGCUGUAACUAAAGAUCAUAACAUUUAGUUGAUUAUAUUCAUAUUUGUUUAUGAUUGUCAACAACAUGACUGUCUAUUAUGAAAAAUCAUCGUAUUAAACUACUCUAAUCUUCA